AUGGACGCCUCCAAGUACAAGGACGUUGCCGUCCGACGCGGGUACACGUACCACUACUACUACUCCCGCGCCACCGCGGGCAAGCCGACGCUCCUCUUCGUCCACGGCUUCCCGUCCACCUCCUUCGACUGGUCGCGCCAGGUCGCCCACUUCGCCCCGCUCGGCUACGGCGUCCUCGUCCCGGACUGCCUCGGCUUCGGGGGAACAUCCAAGCCGACGGACUUGACCGAGUUCCGCCACAAGCUCAUCGCGGACGACCUCGUCGACCUCGUCGACGCAGAGGGCCUCGACGACGUCGUCGCGAUCGGACACGACUGGGGAUCCGCGCUCGUGUCGGCGCUGGCGCAGCACUACCAGGACCGCUUCCGGGCGUUCGCGUGGCUCGCGGCCGGGUACUUCGAGCCAAAGACGCAGGCGGUCGACCCCGACGUGAUGUUCCACUUCUAUGGCUACUGGGAGCUCAUGAACGCACCGCACGGGCCCAAGCUCAUCGAAGAUAAGAUGGACAGUUUCCUCCAGCUGAACUAUUCGGUGGAUCCCGGGCUCUGGAAAGACCAUCUCUUGCCCCGCGGUGCGUUUGCCAAGUGGCUCGAGGCGGACCGUCGGCCGGGACGUCCGGAGUGGUUGUCUGAGGAGGAUUACAACCACGCUCGAAACGAUCUCUUGGAGGGCGGUAUAACGUCCCCCGUGAACUACUACAAAAUCAUGAUCAACAAAGGCAACUUGGCCGAUCACCAGGCCCUCCCUGAGGCGAAUUGGCAUGUCAAGAAGCCGGGCCUCUUCAUCGCGACGAAGCGCGACUCCGUGUGUAUCCCGGACCUUGGCAAGGCGAGUCUCGCCAAGUACGCGCCCCACGCUGAGGUCAUCGAGCUCGACGCCGGGCACUGGGUGCAGCUGGAGGCGACCAAAGAGGUGAACGAGGGGCUGGAGAAGUGGUUGCUCAACCUGCCGUCUGCCUCGGCACAGAAGCUGUGA
Epithele typhae is the source of this 975-nucleotide messenger RNA. Its product is annotated as alpha/beta-hydrolase. The coding region runs from base 1 to 975 and encodes 324 amino acids. The transcript has 5 exons. The record is from RefSeq and is a predicted model, not a curated record. Gene Ontology annotation, molecular function: hydrolase activity. NCBI's taxonomy places the organism in Eukaryota, Fungi, Basidiomycota, Agaricomycetes, Polyporales, Epitheliaceae.